Molecule: messenger RNA, 903 nt
Organism: Botrytis porri
Lineage: Eukaryota; Fungi; Ascomycota; Leotiomycetes; Helotiales; Sclerotiniaceae
Exons: 3
Coding region: 1-903 (300 amino acids)
Source: RefSeq, a predicted model, not a curated record
AUGAAGAGGCGAACACUAAUAUUAUUUCUGGAACGUUAUUGUGUCGGAGUUUGGGGAUCUAUUGCAAAAACUAGUCUUGACGUGGGAGACUAUUUCCCUGAUCCGGAAGACCCAUUUGCAGUUCCGAAAACCGUAGAUUCAACUAAACGAUUAAACCCAGAGUCUGAUCCAGCGUCUAUAGGACCGUGGAUAAGUCGUAACAUGACAGCGGCAUCAAAUCCUUGGCGACGCCAAGCACACGUUGUAGCGGUGUGUUCGCUACAGCCAUGUAUCCGCACCUUCAAGGCGAACAUUAACGGAACUCGACUUACUGAACACUGGAUCUCAAGCAGUUCGACUAUCCUCUGGGGUUUUAGCUCAGAAUCCCAUUCCAGCGGCAAAGACUGGAUAGGAAUGAUUGAUAUUUAUUUUGUAUCGAAAGGUGAAAGGCAGGUAUUAUCAGAGCAAAGCUAUGAAAUUGACAGCUCUUCACAAUGGCUUGCUUAUAACAGGUCUUUUAUGCAAUCUCAGGCUAAAUAUGACCUAGUCUCAUCUCUUCUCUCACACCGCUGCUUGUAUCUGAUGGCAGGAAUGAUAAUGCGCGGCAUUCCAUUUAUAUCUGAUUUGCUGGGCGACAACUUACAGGGCUAUGUUUCAAGCCUGGAUUGGAGUGUGGGUAUUGAGGAAGGGAUUAAUAGGACAUCUGCAUUUUAUGGAUUGUUUGGUCCUCGAAUGAUGUUGGACCUACAUAGCUAUAGCUUGGACACGAACGCAUGGGAACAGUACUUUUUCAGAUCCUGCUGUUGGGAACAUCCUACACUAUGCAACAUGUUUGCGCGUUCAGUAGCCGUGGAUAGCAUUUCCAGCAACCCUGGCAGUCCUUUCACUGAUCUGCCUCGUGGCAGUGAUGACCGUUACAAAUAG